AUGGAGUCCACACGAACCUUCCUCCUGCUUGGACUACUCCUCCUCUACCUGACUCAUCAAUCUGACCAACAGCUUGCACCCAAGAAAAAGCCCACCGCAAAAAAAGAUGUGCAAUCCCAGGCCAGCGUCGCCAUAAAGGAGCUGCAGCAGCAGAUUAAUGAGAUUAUUGAGGAGAUGACCGUGCUGAAGGAGCAACAAGCCCUACAGACAGUCUGUCUGAAAGGGACCAAGAUUAACCGCAAGUGUUUUCUGGCUGAUAAACUGAAGAAGACCUACCAUACAGCUAGCGAGGACUGCAUCUCCAAAGGCGGAACACUCAGCACUCCGCUAACCAGUGACGAGAACUACCAUUUGUCCGAAUACGUGCGUCAGAGCAUUGGACCAAACGAGAAGAUCUGGCUGGGAGUCAACGACAUGCAGACAGAGGGUGUUUGGGUUGACAAAUACAGCUCCGCUGUAGUUUACAAGAACUGGGAGGCAUCAGGCCGUUCCCCGCAACCCGACGGGGGAAGCGCGGAAAACUGCGCCGUGCUCUCGGAGGGUUCCGGCGGGAAGUGGCUGGAUGAAAACUGCCGCCAAGAGAGAGCAUCUGUCUGCGAAUUUAACAUCGUUUGA
This is a messenger RNA of Chanos chanos (milkfish), 615 nucleotides long. It is a transcript of the gene clec3bb, whose product is annotated as C-type lectin domain family 3, member Bb. The transcript is spliced from 3 exons. NCBI's taxonomy places the organism in Eukaryota, Metazoa, Chordata, Actinopteri, Gonorynchiformes, Chanidae. Gene Ontology annotation, biological process: ossification; bone mineralization. The record is from RefSeq and is a predicted model, not a curated record. Bases 1 to 615 code for a protein of 204 amino acids.